Messenger RNA from Panicum virgatum (switchgrass), 1714 nucleotides. RefSeq lists its product as uncharacterized. Lineage: Eukaryota; Viridiplantae; Streptophyta; Magnoliopsida; Poales; Poaceae. The coding region runs from base 39 to 692 and encodes 217 amino acids. The record is from RefSeq and is a predicted model, not a curated record. The transcript is spliced from 3 exons.
CGCUCGCCCGGCAGGUCGCCACCUGCGAGGACCGCGCCAUGGAGGCCUACGUGCGUGGAGGGCUCGCCCGCUUCCUGCGCUCCGGCGGCGACGAGGACGCGCGGUGGGCGCUCGCCCGGCAGAUCGCCACCUGCGAGGACCGCGCCAUGGAGGCCUACGUGCGCGGGCUCGCCCGCUUCCUCCGCUCCCCCGAGCGCUACCCGGCCGCUAGGUCCCUCAGGCUCGAGUUCUUCCUCGCGCCGCCGCCGCCGGAGGACCACGACGGCGCCGCCGGGAGCGCCAUGGCGGAGUGCCUCGCUUCCGCCUUCCGCUGGCCCUCCCUUGAGCGCCUGGCCGUCUACGCCUUCCCGCGCGGCGCGGCGGCGGGCGGGGACGAGACCAAGCAGCCCGCGCACGUGUUCCCGGACCCGGAGCCCGUCCGGGCGCUGCUGACGGCGAGCCGCGUCGGGACCCUGCACGUCAAGAUCGAACUGCCUGGCGCAGAGCGGGCGCGGCUACGGGCUGCUGUUCCCCGUCCUGACGAGGCUCACCGUCGAGAUCACGCCGCGUGUCAAGGCCGACUUCCCGCGAUCCUACUUCAACGACCUCGUGCUGUCGUGCCGGGAACUCGUGUUCCUGCGCCUCGUGUCGUGCUACGUCGCCGGCUCCGCCCCGUUCGUGGUGGAUCUGCCGCCGUCGUCGAAGCUCCGUGAGCUGAUCUUGGAGAUCUGCAGCUUCGAAGAUCUCAGGCUCGUCAGCGCUCUGAGCCUGGAGAGGCUGGUCGUCGAGAGGUGCAAUGUGCUCUCGUCCCUUACUGUGGGGAUCGCUCCGAGGUUCGCGACCAUGGUGUGGCACGGCGUGCCGCCACAGAUUUAUGGUGGUGGCACGGCGAGCCUCUGGUUCGUGGAGCUGAGAGACUGGGAUCGUUACAGCUGGGUAUCCGAGAAGAAGCUAGCAUCCUUCUUCCUGAGCCUUCCAAAGGUCGAAGUGCUGGAAUUACGCUUCCGGGAUCCUCCACAGUUUUGGGUUCAUCCCACCUCUUUGCCGAGUAGAUUUGAGAAUCUCAAGAAGUUACUGAUAGACCUUCCAAGGGUGUGGCCGCUCCAUCGGAUCAAGAAAUUACUGGCAAAGUUACUGGAAGUUGCAACAUGCUUGGAGAAGCUUCACAUCCACUUUUUUGCAUUGUCAUCGGGGACAUCAGAAGAAUGGGACACGGGUACUUUCCAUGACGACUCUGCAGAUGAUUUUCAGCACACUUUCCUGAGGCAGAUUGUGAUGGAUAGAUUUGAAGGGACGAAAGAUCAAAUCGCACUGAUUAGGCUUUUAUUGAGUUCAUGCGGGGCUCUGAAAACCCUCCUCUUAAUUCGACACCGUGCUUUGCUAGAGGUAAAUAAGCUGGGCCGGCAGGGAGGCAUUGCAUGCCCUUCAUGGUUGAUGGAAGACAAGAAAGCUGAAUUCGUCUCUCGGCUCAGAGAUGGGAUUUGCUCGCAUGCCGAAAUCGUUUUGAAAUAAAAAGGAGGCAUGUGAUUUUUUGUAUAUAUUUGUCCUUAGAUCACCCCUUUUCAUGGAAAUCUUCAUAAUCGCAAGCUGGCGAAUUUCAAAAAUGUGGAAUGGUAGGUCUGAAUCUCAGCUGUCAUCUUUGGGUCGUGAGAUUGAGCAAGCUGCCCUCCAUGUGCACAGGAUCAAGGAGGGCCUUGGACCAUCAAUUUCCCAAUGGCAAGAAAAAAAUGUUUAA